Strongylocentrotus purpuratus (purple sea urchin) is the source of this 1143-nucleotide messenger RNA. RefSeq names its product echinoidin. The coding region runs from base 297 to 860 and encodes 187 amino acids. The record is from RefSeq and is a predicted model, not a curated record. NCBI's taxonomy places the organism in Eukaryota, Metazoa, Echinodermata, Echinoidea, Camarodonta, Strongylocentrotidae. Gene Ontology annotation, molecular function: signaling receptor activity. The transcript is spliced from 3 exons.
CAUAAUUAUGUCACAUGCCACACCACCGAACCGACUCCACUCCUAGUCCUACUCUCUAAACUGAACGAUCCUUGAAUCGGGAGAUCAUUAAUGUACUAGUUUGUUCGGUAAGGUGUCCGCCUGGUGUUGGUCUCGUAUAUCGUAGCAGGAACUGGAGUCUUAGUGAAGAAGAAAGUAUUUACAUAAUAGUUGAUUUAAUGCAGCGACUAGUUAUUCGAAAAAAUAUUGUCGAAUCACGUUGUUGGUUGCACAUACAGAGAGAGCUUCCCGCUACGAAUCAUCUUGAUUGAGAUAUCAUGUCCUCAAGUCGACGUAGCAUGUACAGUAUUUCGGUUUUGGCGUUGGUCUUUGUCGUCGGUCCAGGCGUCAUCAAGUUACCAGGAGCUGGUGCGGGGAUGUGCGGAUGCCCACCGCUAUGGACGGGCUUUAAUGAUAAUUGCUACCGAUUCUUCGUCUCGGGAAACCUCUCCUGGUUUGAUGCCGAACUAGCCUGCCGAACCUUUAGUACACCCUGCGGUGAGGAGAGCUCCUCAAGUAGCAUGGGUCAUCUUGUCUCCAUCCAUUCUCAAGAGGAAAUGGACUUCAUUGUAGCGAUGUACGAUUCGCUCCGAUCCAAAAGGCCGACGAUAGACACACGGACCUGGAUAGGUCUGCAUGACCGAACGGCCGAGCAAUCUGCAGAGUGGACCGACAGCUCCGACUUCGAUUACGCAUCCUGGGCACCUAGUCAGCCUAACGACCAAAACGGCGCAAGUGACUGUGUGUUCUUUUCCAGAAAUACCUUGUACAAGUGGAAUGACAUCCCAUGCACUCCCGGUAGCCGUGUCGAGUCGUUUGUCUGUAAGAUUCGGCAGUGGUAAACUUCGGCACAAGUUCGGCGUCGCGGAGGAGAACUCGUAUUUCCGAAGGUUUGUAGUUGCGAAAAUGAAACAGGGUUCUAUUCAAUUCUCUGAAUUAUCAGUGUUCGAUAUUAUGAAUCCCUUUUCAUGUCCGCGGCAUUACGAAUCUUCGGAAUAACGAGCCGUCGAAAAAACGAGCCUUAAUUCGUAAAGGAGCGAACUUUCGGAAUGACUAACUUUCGGCAUAACAAUGACGAACCUAUGGAAUGACGAAUUUUCGGAAAGAUGAAGCUUUAGAAUGACA